AGACAGCCGAAACACAAGCAAAUCUGGCAGUUCGAAGCCAGGAUCUAUUCCAGUUUCCAACUGCUCAAGGUACUCGACGCUGAGCAGGAAUCACCUCGGUCUGUUCUGUUGUAAGUCGUCUCUACUUGUCCCGUAGAUUAUUUCACGCCGCACUUCAGGCCGUGAAAAUGUCUGGGGAGGAGGAGAAGAUCGAGAAUCCCGCUCACCAGGAGGAGGAUGACGAUGCUCCCAAGGCUGACGAUGAGGACACUGGAGCUCACAUCGCUCCCAUUGUGAAGCUGGAGGAGGUUACCGUCUCCACCGGUGAAGAAGAUGAGAACACCCUCUUUGAGAUCAAAUCCAAGCUUUACCGGUUUGAUAAGGACGGAAACCAAUGGAAAGAGCGGGGUGUAGGCCAAGUGAAGCUCCUGGAGCACAAGGAGACGAAGAAGAUCCGGCUGUUGAUGCGGCAGCAGAAAACGCUGAAGAUCUGCGCCAACCACACAGUACUACCGACCAUGUCGCUUCAGGAGCACGCAGGGAGCGACAAGUCAUGGGUGUGGCACGCGCAGGACUUCGCUGAUGGAGAGCUGAAGAAGGAGCUCUUCACCAUGCGGUUCGGCUCGCCAGAAAGCGCUCAGAAGUUCAAGAGCGCAUUUGAGGAGGCACAGGAGAAGAUGGCGGCGAUUCUGGGAACCAAGGACACAGAUGCAGCCAAGGAGGUGGCGAAGGAGGCAGAGAAAACAGCAGAGGAGCUUGAGAAGCUGGCUGUCAAGAAGGAUGAGGACAAGCCUGCAGAGUCCUAAGUGGAACGUCUGUUUUGUAGAACUUUAUAUUGUAGGUUCUUUGCAGCCUCCUAGUCCGGUCGUCUUGCCUGUAUCUGUCUUGUAGGUUUCUCAUUGUUAUGAGUCACCACUAUACCUAGUUCGAGUCUGUUUGCCCGCACCAUUGGUUCUGGACAUUCUUCGGGUUGUAGGAGACCCGCUUGUAACGGUUCAUAGGGUUUUGUUUGACAGGCUACUAGGGUUUGAGAAGCCAAUUUGUCACGGGUGAAUUCCCGUUGUCCAGCAUGCCUGCAACACGCCGUCCAGUGUGCC
Messenger RNA from Closterium sp. NIES-67, 1076 nucleotides. The record is from the annotation of a GenBank genome assembly. NCBI's taxonomy places the organism in Eukaryota, Viridiplantae, Streptophyta, Zygnematophyceae, Desmidiales, Closteriaceae.